This is a messenger RNA of Trichoderma asperellum CBS 433.97, 1566 nucleotides long. RefSeq lists its product as uncharacterized. NCBI's taxonomy places the organism in Eukaryota, Fungi, Ascomycota, Sordariomycetes, Hypocreales, Hypocreaceae. Gene Ontology annotation, cellular component: fungal-type vacuole membrane. The record is from RefSeq and is a predicted model, not a curated record. Gene Ontology annotation, molecular function: basic amino acid transmembrane transporter activity. Gene Ontology annotation, biological process: transmembrane transport; basic amino acid transport.
AUGUCCAUUGCCUUGAGCCUCUUUUGCCUCAUCUUCCUUCACACAACAAACAUGUCCGGCCUCGCCAUGAUCCAAGGCUCCCUCGCAAAGGACCUCCGCUCCCCCUCCCAAACCAUGUGGUUCACCACCAGCUACCUCAUCGCCUCCUCCUCCCUGACGCCCCUCGCCGGCAGCCUCGCAACCACCUUUUCGCCGCGGUCCAUCGUCCUGCCAAGCGCGGUGCUCUUCUCCCUCGGCAGCCUCGUGGCAUCGCAGGCGCAUUCCUUCCCGGUCUUUAUGCUCGGCAGGGUGGUUAUGGGCUUUGGCGGCGCGGGCGUCGUUGUCAUGUCGGUGGUGUUCGUCAUUGAGCUGGCGGGGAAGCGCCGGAGGGGCGUCAUGAUUGGGGUUGUGAACACGGCUUAUACGCUGGGCGUGUCUGUGGGAGCGGCGGUCUAUGGGGUGUUGCAGCCGGUUAUUGGAUGGAGAUCACUCUUCUGGCUCCAAUCCGCAAUCAUCCUCCUGGCUGGCUUUGGACUAUAUCUCAGCCUGCCAGAGUCCAUGUCGUCCUCUCGCACUGAACAAGACGGCAAAGCUGUCUCUCUUCGACAAAAGCUCGCCAACAUAGACUACCUCGGCGCAGUCCUCCUUAUCCUCACCAUCGUCCUCUUCCUCUACUCCCUCGCAGGAGACAUCCACCCCACGCCCCUCAUCCUCUCCCUCCUCUCCCUCCUCGCCUUCAUCGCCGUCGAAUUCACCCUCGCCCCCAGCCCAAUCAUCCCCCUCUCCGUCCUCUCCUCCCGCGGCAUCCUCCUCUCCUGCCUCUCCCAGCUCGGCCUCCUCACCGGCCGCAUGAGCAUCAUCUUCUACACGCCCAUCUUCAUGCUCGCCGUCCGCGGCAGCCCCGCCGCCACCGCGGGAUCCGUCCUCAUCGCCAGCAACGUCGCCCUCUCCCUCGGCGGCCUCCUCAUCGGCUGGCUCCACAUCCGCCGCGCCGGCUCCUACUACCUCUCGCUGCUCGUCUCCAUCCUGUGCCUCGACGCAACCUUUUACGCGCUGGCCGAGCUGUCGCGCCCGGCGACCCCUUCCUACGUCUUCGUCGCCACCGUCUGCUUCAGCGGCUUCGUCACGGGCAUAGUCAUCAACUAUGCGCUCGUCCACAUCCUGCACCUGAGCCACGCCAACACCGAAUACGUCACCACCAGCCUCUUUGCUACGUUUCGAGGCUUCGGCGCAAGUUUCGGCACGUCCCUUGGCGGAGGCAUCUUCUACCGCGUCCUGCGUUCUGAUCUCGUCAGGGAAUUCCUCGCCCUUGACGGGACGGCUGAGCUUGGUCCGGCGAGGAGGAAGCUCGUCGACAGGCUGCUUGAGAGUCCGGAACUCGUGUGGCACGGCGGCGAGCUGUUAAAGCUAGAGCCGCAAGAGAGACAGAUUGCCGUGGAGGGCUACGCUGAUGCUAUCAAGGGCGUGUGGCGAGCUGCCGCAAUACUGGGGUUGCUCGUCAUUGCGGUGCAAGCCGCAGCUGGAUGGAAGUCUCCUAGAGAGGAGGCAACCAGGAAGUUGCAGCAUGAGCAUGAGCACGAUGCAUGA